Molecule: messenger RNA, 1760 nt
Organism: Metschnikowia bicuspidata var. bicuspidata NRRL YB-4993
Lineage: Eukaryota; Fungi; Ascomycota; Pichiomycetes; Serinales; Metschnikowiaceae
Exons: 1
Coding region: 58-1464 (468 amino acids)
Biological process (GO): late endosome to vacuole transport via multivesicular body sorting pathway; vesicle budding from membrane
Cellular component (GO): multivesicular body
Source: RefSeq, a predicted model, not a curated record
CACCCUCAUACAUCGACGUACAUUACCGACAGUGAUUCGACGAUAAGCUUGAGGUAAAUGAACUUCGUUUUCACGAAAGUUCCAUCUUUUACAGAGUCACGAGCUCAGUCACUUUUCUCUGAUUUCUCAGAACUAAAAUUCAUCAACCCCGAAGGUUACGAUGCGAACAUUUUAGCUUGGGAGCAUCUCCUAUUACAGUGUCUUCGUGUGCAUACUUUCCAGUCUAGCAUCACUUUACCGGCAGGAAAACUCUCAGAAACACUAGCAAGCCCGCAAUAUGGACAGCCCAAAUCACUUGACUUGGUGGUGAGAACCCUCGUUGAAAACCGUGUACUCAUACCAUGGUCGGUUUAUAAAUCACGCCCCAUACUGCUUUCUCUGUAUGCUGACUUUUUGUCUCCUCGAAGAAUUUGGACAAAACUACUUUCAAAAUUUGACUUGUCAUUUCAUUCCCCAGAAACCGCAAUUCGUGGCUCACUGGAAUUGUACUUGCAUAUACCAACUCUCAUUAGCCGGUCCGUCGAGAUUCUCAAGGCUUUGGAAGAAUCAGUCAAGUCUCAGGGUUGCUAUCUGGCUCAUAUAUUGAACUAUGACAUGACCCGAAAGCUAAUCAAAGGUUUCGACAAAAAAUUGUCUGACGAAGAUGUCGAAGCGGUACUUCUCUAUCUCUCGCGUGAUCUACAUGGUUUGAGCAUGCAGAAGGUCCCAGGAUCCAAAAACACAUUUGCAAUAAAGAUUGGCAGUAUCAUUGACGUCACACCAGAAGAUCUUGAAAUCCUUGACCUCAAGAUAAAUAUGUUAGAAUUGGACACGCGAGCAGCGCUCUUGGAGAAAAUUAUUUACCAAGAUAUUCCACUGCGGCUUUCACAUCUAAUACGAGUAAAAGCACGCGAGAUGGUCUUGAAGAAUUUACUAAUAAAGAAGGCCCACGCCUUGCAGAACCUUGAGCUGGUUCUGGCAGCUUCGAAUGAACUUGCUGAACUUUUAAACAAAAUAGAUCAGGCGAAAGCAAAUAAGACUUUGUACGAGUCGUUACUGUCUGCCAACUCUGCUCUCUCUAGUAUUAAUAAGAAAAUAUCAAUAACCGAAAUUGAUCGUUUGACUGCAGAGUUAGAAGCCGAAGUGGCGCUCACGGACGAAAUUUCGGAUAGCUUGUGUUCAUCUCUCCAGCAAAAUGAAAAUGAAAUUGAUGAGGAGCUUGAUAGGAUGGAGAAGGAUUACAAAGACUCCAUUAACCGCAGAGAAGAAGAUCUUGGGACACACGUCAACCGUAUCCCCACAAUUCUGGGAAAUCACAUCAAUACAGAGAGCGAAGGGCUGAAAGAUCCUGACAUCGAUAAUUUCUUGAGUACAAAAGUAAAAAACCUCCUGCUAAAACCAGUUCUGCUGCAAUUGAACGAGAAUGCUGAAGACAACGUCCGGAGCGAGAAAACACCCGAGGUGAUUGCUGAGAACUAUGUUUAGGUGCAACAUAAAAGGAGGAGUUUAUAAAACCUUUGCGGAUUAAUUCUUUUACAUAACUAUACGAAUCAUGUGGUUAUUAUUCACUUAAAUUAUUACUACUUGUGAAAUCUUGAUUUUGUUACCCCAAAAUUUGUAAGAUUUGUUGUGUCAAGUUAAACAACUCAAUCAUGGGGUCAUCAUACUCGCCCAGCUCAGCGGUGUUUUUGACAUUCAUGCUUUGUUGGUUUUCACUUAAGUUCUUGAUUCCAGACAAAAUUGACUCGUUUUCUUUUAUCAAGGCCUGAAUCUCGUUGUUG